This is a messenger RNA of Theobroma cacao (cacao), 699 nucleotides long. The record is from RefSeq and is a predicted model, not a curated record. NCBI's taxonomy places the organism in Eukaryota, Viridiplantae, Streptophyta, Magnoliopsida, Malvales, Malvaceae.
AUGGGAGGGAAAGAAAGAGUCUGUGUGACCGGUGCACGGGGUUUCCUGGCAUCAUGGAUCAUCAAAUUUCUGCUUUUAAAGGGUUACCAUGUCCAUGGAACUGUUAGGGACCCAGGGGAUGAUAAGAACGCUCAUCUGAAGGAACUGGACAAAGCUUCAGAAAACUUGCAACUCUUCCAGACGGACUUGCUGAACAGUGAUGGUCUUUGCGCUGCAAUUGCUGGGUGCACUGGCGUUUUCCAUGUUGCUAGCCCUGCUCCUCCAGCAGACGCUGUAAUAAAUUCUGAGGAACUAAUGGAACCAGCAGUAACUGGCACACGAAAUGUACUCGAUGCAUGUUUGAAGACAGAAGUUAAGAAGGUCGUGGUUGUGUCAUCCAUUGGGGCUAUUGCGCUGAAUCCUAAAUGGCCAAAGGGUCAGGUCAUGAACGAGAACUGCUGGUCUGACUUGGCAUUUUGCAAGGAAAUUAAGGCAGAGUCACUAUUUGCAACAAUUGUACUGCUUUCCAAGACUGCAGCAGAAAGUGAAGCUUGGGAGUAUGCAAAGAGAAGUGGACUCAGCAUAGUAACAAUUUGCCCUUCCGUGAUUAUUGGGCCAUUGCUGCAACCAACCAUGAACAGCAGCAGUUUAUACCUCCUCAAGUUUUUACAAGGUUUUUCUACUGAGAGUGAUGAUGACCAUGCCAUUUAUAAACCAUAA